CAAGGCUGCCGUUGGAGACAUCUUGGCGGGCAAGUGUCCAGAUAAUAUACCUCUUUCACCCUCAUCUAUUGCCUUUUCCUGGUCCCUAACCUUUACAGCGACAUGUAGAUUACUCGAGGAGCCGCGGAGACAGGAAUCAGAGGGAAUACAACCCCUCUUGUCAGUGAAGUAAGAAAGUCUCCAUUGCCUCCACCAUGGCGAUGGAGAGCAAAGCACCUCUGCGGCAUGCCCGUAGGGUGCAGUUUGGUAUCCUCAGUCCUGAUGAGAUUCGCCGGAUGUCAGCGACAGAAGGAGGAAUUAAGUACUCCGAAGUGUAUGAGAAUGGGCGGCCCAAGCUAGGAGGGCUGAUGGACCCCCGGCAGGGCUGCAUUGACAGGAACACUCGCUGCACCACCUGUGCCGGCAACAUGACUGACUGUCCUGGACACUUUGGUCACCUGGACCUAGCUAAGCCAGUGUUUCACGUUGGCUUUCUUACCAAGACCAUGAAGAUUCUAAGAUGUGUUUGCUUUUAUUGUAGCAAGCUGCUCUUCAAUGCUCAAUACCCCAAGAUCCGUGAGAUUGUAACAAAGUCAAAAGGUCAGCCUAGGAAGAGGCUGCAGCACGUUUACAAUCUUUGCAAAGGGAAGAUGAUCUGUGAGGGUGGAGAUGAGAUAGAUGUCAACAAGGAUGGCGACGACCCCAACAUGGCAAAGAAGUCUGCAGGCCAUGGCGGGUGUGGCCGUUACCAGCCCAACAUUAAGCGAGUGGGCCUGGAGCUGGUGGCUGAGUGGAAGCACGUCAACGAGGACACACAGGAACGCAAGCAGAUCCUCACUGCAGAACGUGUCUUUGAGAUCUUCAAGCACAUCUCAGAUGAGGAGUGCUACCUCUUGGGCAUGGAUCCCAAGUAUGCCCGUCCUGACUGGAUGAUCAUGACUGUCUUGCCGGUACCGCCACUUCCUGUGCGUCCCGCUGUGGUGAUGCAUGGCUCAGCCCGUAACCAGGAUGAUCUCACGCACAAACUGGCAGACAUUAUCAAGGCCAAUAAUGAGCUGAUUCGCAAUGAGCAAGCUGGUGCUGCCGCCCACAUCAUUGUGGAGAACCUUAAGAUGCUACAGUUCCAUGUGGCCACACUAACAGACAAUGACAUGCCUGGCAUGCCCAGGGCACUACAGAAAUCUGGACGACCCUUGAAGGCUAUUAAAGCUCGUCUGAAGGGGAAGGAAGGUAGGAUCCGUGGUAACCUUAUGGGAAAGCGUGUGGACUUUUCUGCACGUACUGUCAUCACAGCUGAUCCCAACCUGCGUAUUGAUCAGGUCGGGGUGCCAAGAUCCAUUGCUCAAAACCUCACCUACCCGGAGAUUGUGACACCCUUCAACAUGACCAAAAUGAUGGAAUUGGUGAAGCGAGGCAACAACCAGUACCCCGGUGCCAAGUACAUUGUGCGUGAUAAUGGGGCGCGCAUUGACCUCCGCUACCACCCCAAGCCUUCAGAUCUUCACCUGCAGUGUGGCUACAAGGUCGAGCGACACAUCACUGACGGAGACCUCGUUAUCUUCAACCGUCAACCCACACUGCAUAAAAUGUCCAUGAUGGGCCACAGAGUGAAGGUUUUGCCAUGGUCAACCUUCCGUAUGAACUUGUCUGUGACAUCACCAUACAAUGCUGACUUUGACGGAGAUGAGAUGAACCUCCAUGUGCCUCAGAGCAUGGAGACUCGGGCAGAAAUAGAGAACCUCCACGUUACACCCCGCAUGAUCAUCACUCCUCAGGCCAACAAGCCAGUCAUGGGUAUUGUGCAGGACACACUUACAGCUGUCAGAAAGAUGACCAAGAGGGACGUGUUUCUGGAGAAGCAAGAGAUGAUGAACUUGCUGAUGUUCUUGCCCAUUUGGGAUGGUCGCAUGCCUCAGCCAGCCAUUCUGAAACCCAAACCAUUGUGGACAGGAAAGCAGCUCUUUUCACUCAUCAUUCCCGGUAAUCUCAACCUUAUCAAGACUCAUUCUACUCACCCUGAUGACGAAGAUGAUGGCCCAUAUGAGUGGAUAUCUCCUGGUGACACAAAGGUGCUGGUAGAACAUGGAGAACUAAUCAUGGGUAUAUUGUGCAAGAGAACCCUUGGGGCCUCAUCUGGAUCUAUGUUGCACGUUGCUUGGAUGGAGUUGGGACAUGAAAUUGCUGGCAGAUUUUAUGGUAACAUUCAGACUGUAGUCAACAACUGGCUGCUGCUGGAGGGUAUGAGCAUUGGUAUUGGAGACACCAUUUCUGACCCUUCCACCUACAAAGUCAUCCAGGAAACCAUUCGCAAGGCCAAGGAAGACGUGAUAGAGGUGAUCCACAAGGCUCACAACGAUGAGCUUGAGCCCACACCAGGUAACACCUUGAGGCAGACCUUCGAGAACCAGGUGAACCGAAUCCUCAACGAUGCUCGAGACAAAACUGGUGGAUCAGCCAAGAAGUCAUUGACUGAGUAUAACAAUCUGAAGGCUAUGGUGGUGUCUGGGUCAAAAGGCUCCAACAUUAACAUCUCUCAGGUUAUUGCCUGUGUGGGACAACAGAACGUUGAAGGUAAGAGAAUUCCCUUCGGCUUCAGGAAAAGGACACUCCCUCACUUCAUCAAAGAUGAUUACGGUCCUGAGUCCAGAGGCUUUGUAGAAAACUCGUACCUUGCCGGACUGACUCCUUCAGAGUUUUACUUCCACGCCAUGGGAGGUCGUGAGGGUCUCAUUGAUACUGCUGUAAAGACUGCAGAAACAGGUUACAUCCAGCGACGACUGAUCAAGGCUAUGGAAAGCGUAAUGGUAAACUAUGAUGGCACUGUGAGGAACAGUGUGAGUCAGGUGAUUCAGCUCAGGUAUGGAGAAGAUGGUCUGGCUGGUGAAUAUGUGGAGUUUCAGAAGAUGCCCACUGUCAAGCAGUCCAACCGGCGCUUUGAAGAACACUAUCGGUUUGAUGUCACUAAUGAGAGAUACCUUCGGAGGCUGUUCAAUGAAGAUGUUGUGCGGGAGCUGAUAGGAUCUCCAGAAGCCAUCAGCAUCCUGGAAGGAGAGUGGCAGAAGCUUCAGGAGGACAGAGUUGGGCUCCGGCAAGUGUUCACCAAAGGAGACACAAAGGUGGUGCUGCCUUGUAACCUGGAGCGAAUGAUUUGGAAUGUGCAGAAAAUCUUCCACAUCAACAAGCGCACCCCCACAGACUUGUCCCCAGUCAGAGUGGUGGAGGGAGUGAGGGAGAUGUUGAUCAAGUGUAACAUCGUGAGUGGAGAAGACAGAAUUAGUUUACAGGCCAACGAAAACGCCACAUUUUGCUUCCAGUGCUUGGUACGAUCCACACUGUGCACCAAAAAGGUUGCAGAAGAGUACAAGCUGACCACAGAAUCGUUCAACUGGCUUGUUGGUGAAAUAGAAACAAGAUUCCACCAGGCUAUUGCUGCUCCCGGAGAAAUGGUGGGUGCCCUUGCUGCCCAGUCCCUUGGUGAGCCGGCCACCCAGAUGACACUGAACACUUUCCAUUUUGCUGGUGUGUCAUCCAAGAACGUAACCCUUGGUGUGCCCAGGCUCAAGGAAAUCAUCAACAUCAGCAAGAAGCCCAAAGCUCCCUCCCUUACCGUGUUCCUGAUCGGUGCUUCGGCCAGGGACGCUGAGAAGGCCAAGAAUGUCCUCUGCCGUCUGGAGCACACCACACUGCGCAAGGUGACAUCAAAUACAGCUAUCUACUAUGAUCCAGACCCCCAGAACACCUGUAUCACCGAGGACCAGGAGUUUGUCAAUGUGUACUAUGAGAUGCCUGACUUUGAUGUGUCCAGGAUAUCGCCUUGGCUCCUCCGCAUUGAACUGGACAGGAAGAAGAUGACAGAUAAAAAACUGACAAUGGAGCAGAUUUCUCAGAAGAUCAACUCAGGAUUUGGAGAUGAUUUGAACUGCAUUUUCAAUGAUGACAAUGCCGAGAAACUUGUGCUCCGAAUCCGUAUUAUUGUGGGCGACGACAAGCUGGGAGACGAUGCUGAGGAGCAGGUGGACAAGAUGGAAGAUGACACUUUCCUGAGGUGUAUUGAGGCCAACAUGUUGAAUGACUUGACUCUGCAAGGCAUUGAGGCCAUCACCAAGGUGUACAUGCACUUGCCGCAGACUGAUGAAAAGAAGCGCAUCAUCAUCAACGACCAGGGAGAGUUCAAAGCUAUCGCCGAGUGGCUCUUGGAAACUGACGGCACCGCCCUCAUGAAGGUGCUCUCAGAACGGGAUGUGGACCCUGUGCGUACCACCUCCAACGACAUCUUAGAGGUGUUUGAGGUGCUUGGCAUUGAGGCUGUCAGGAAAUGUAUUGAGAAGGAGAUGAAUGCUGUGCUAAUGUUCUAUGGUCUGUACGUGAACUACCGGCACCUUGCCUUGCUGUGUGACGUGAUGACCAGCAAGGGUCACCUCAUGGCCAUCACUCGCCACGGCAUCAACAGGCAGGACACUGGCGCCCUCAUGAAGUGUUCCUUCGAGGAGUCUGUGGAUGUGCUGAUGGAGGCUGCAUCCUGUGCUGAGGUGGACCCCAUCCGAGGUGUGUCUGAGAACAUUAUGCUUGGACAACUUCCAAAGAUUGGCACUGGUUCCUUUGAUCUGGUGCUGGAUGAUGGCAAGUGCAAGCUGGGCAUGGAGAUCCCCAUGCCUGGGUCUGGCAUGAUGAUGGGUGGUGGCAUAUUUGGUGCAGCAUCACCACCAUCAGGCAUGACCCCUGCCCAGACUCCAUGGGCAUCAGGAGCAACACCCUCCAUGUCUCCAUAUGGUGCCUGGACCCCUGGUGUGGGCAGUGGCAUGACCCCAGGUGGUCCAUCCUUCUCCCCUGCUGCAGCCAGUGAAACUACUGGGUUAUCACCAGGUUACUCCCCAGCCUGGUCCCCUCAGCCUGGCAGUCCUGGCUCCCCUGGUGGAGUCAGUCCUUACUAUCCAAGCCCUGCUCCUCUGUCUCCUUCAUACUCACCAUCUUCCCCUGCCUACCAGCCCACAUCCCCGACCAUGACACCUGCCUCCCCAGGGUACUCCCCAACCUCCCCAACAUACAGUCCCACCAGUCCCCAGUACUCUCCAACCUCACCCCAGUACUCUCCCACCAGCCCAUCCUACUCCCCCACCUCUCCUUCAUACAGCCCCACUUCCCCUUCAUAUUCCCCCACCUCACCAUCCUAUUCCCCAACCUCACCAUCCUACAGCCCCACCUCCCCCUCAUACUCCCCAACCUCUCCAUCUUAUUCACCAACCUCACCCUCCUACUCCCCUACCAGUCCAUCCUACUCCCCAACUUCUCCAAGCUACAGCCCCACCUCCCCCUCUUACUCUCCCACCUCACCCUCAUACUCACCCACUUCCCCCUCUUACUCCCCAACCAGUCCUUCCUACUCCCCGACAUCACCCAGCUAUGCCCCCAACUACUCCCCAUCAUCACCAGGGUAUUCACCAACAAGUCCAUCCUACUCCCCAACAAGCCCCUCCUACUCCCCCACAUCACCCCAGUACUCCCCAGCCUCCCCCUCUUACUCCCCAUCCUCUCCAAAGUACUCCCCCACCAGCCCCAACUACUCCCCAACAAGCCCUACCUACUCUCCAGGGUCACCUUCAUACUCCCCCACAUCACCCAAGUACUCCCCAACCAGCCCCACUUACUCCCCCACCUCCCCUUCAUAUUCCCCAUCCUCGCCCAAAUACUCACCAACUUCCCCCAACUAUUCACCCUCCUCCCCCAAGUACUCCCCCACCUCCCCCACCUACAGUCCAUCCAGUCCCCAGUACAGCCCGUCAAGUCCCAAAUACUCCCCAACCUCCCCAACUUACAGCCCCAGCAGCCCCAAGUACUCCCCAACCAGUCCCACCUACAGCCCCACCACCCCUGGCUACAGCCCCACCUCGCCCCUCUACUCCCCGAGCUACGAGGAGGAGGAGGAGGAGCAGCGGCGCAAGGCGAAGAAGAAGUCCAAGCGUUAAAUCCCUCCACUCCUUACCUCACAAGUGGGUCCAUCUCCUUGUCACACACAAGAUUAUUGGCAGAUUCAGCGACAGGCAGUCCCCCUCGCCUGGCAGUAAUCUUGCACUCCUACUUGCAGUGCCUGUGUGGUUCUCUAUUCUUGCACUUUUUCUCUCACCAUUUGUGGAGACUGCUAAAAAGUAUGCUUUCACACACACGUUUAGAACGUGAUAUGUUCCUGUAUAGCUUUAUGUUUAGUGGAUUAUCAGUCACUGUUCACAUAUUUUGAAUAGAAUUAUGUGCAAGUUUAGUAUUUAGUGAACCUCUGCAGGGGUUAAGGUAUUGUUCAAUAUAUAUAUAUAUAUAUAUAUAUAUAUAUAUAUAUAUAUAUAUAUAUAUAUAUAUAUAUAUAUAUAUAUAUAUAUAUAUAUAUAUAUAUAUAUAUAUAUAUAUAUAUAUAUAUAUAUAUAUAUAUAUAUAUGAUAUUUGCUUUCUAUUAAUGUAUUUUUCAGUUUCAAAGGAAAGUUUCCAACAUGUUUUGGGUGUAUUUACAGGUGUUAUGUGUAAGAUGCCUCUAUAAUUUCUUUGCACAGUGACUGUGCAACAAUGUUAGACUUGCUCUAAGGUUCAUCUCAUAAUUAGAAAAAAAUCACUCAUGUAGUCAGAGGUCAACUACAUUAUAUAAUAUAUUUAUAUUUUAAGAUACUUUUUAGCUCUUAAUUAGAUAAAUGAAAAAGGUUGUCACAGUUGGAAAUAAAAGAAAAUUAUAUCACCCAA
Eriocheir sinensis (Chinese mitten crab) is the source of this 6699-nucleotide messenger RNA. It is a transcript of the gene RpII215, whose product is annotated as DNA-directed RNA polymerase II subunit RPB1-like. The record is from RefSeq and is a predicted model, not a curated record. Gene Ontology annotation, biological process: transcription by RNA polymerase II. The transcript has 14 exons. Gene Ontology annotation, molecular function: DNA binding. Gene Ontology annotation, cellular component: RNA polymerase II, core complex. NCBI's taxonomy places the organism in Eukaryota, Metazoa, Arthropoda, Malacostraca, Decapoda, Varunidae. Bases 195 to 5942 code for a protein of 1915 amino acids.